This is a messenger RNA of Linum tenue, 2076 nucleotides long. The record is from the annotation of a GenBank genome assembly. NCBI's taxonomy places the organism in Eukaryota, Viridiplantae, Streptophyta, Magnoliopsida, Malpighiales, Linaceae.
AUGAGUGCGUUGUCAGCAGCUUGUAGGGCAGGUACUUCGCCUGUAAUCAAAGAACCUCUCUCUCAAUCUCGGCAAUCCUUCAGUCCUUCCUCCGCAUUAGAAGGAGCUCUUUCUAGAGGUAAACCUCGUUUGCCUUUCUCAGUAUCCAGCCAGUCCAAUACCUCUGAUAAAGCCCAGCUCAAACCAGUCGAUCGAAGCUACAUUUCUCGAGCUCUGUCGAGGAAAGACUGGUCUUUGUUAUUAAACCACGAGCUGAGAGCCCAGAGGAUAGCCUUGAAUCCGCAGUUUGUCGUUAGCGUUCUGCAGAAUCAGGAUAACCCAUUGCUCGCUUUGAAAUUCUACAUCUGGGUUACUAGCGUCGACCCGAUUUUCAACAAGGAUCAAUCGGUUAGGACAACUUUAGCUAACUCGCUUUAUCGGAAGGGUCCCGUUCUCUUAUCAGUUGAGUUGCUUAGAGAUAUUAAGGACUCCGGGUUUCAUGUUAAUGAAGAUUUUAUCUGUAUUCUGUUCUCCAGCUGGGGAAGAUUAGGAUUAGCUAAGUAUUGCAAUGAAAUAUUUGGACAGAUUUCCUUCCUUGGUAUUAGUCCUACGACGAGGCUAUACAAUGCGGUUAUUGAUGCAUUGGUGAAGGCGAAUUCUCUUGAUCUAGCGUACCUAAAGUUCCAGCAAAUGGGUUCUGAUAACUGCAGGCCUGAUAGGUUUACUUACAACAUUCUCAUCCAUGGAGUUUCGCGAGUUGGGGUAAUGGACGAGGCAAUCCGGCUAGCCAAGCAGAUGGAGGGUUUUGGGUAUUACCCUAAUGUGUUCACCUACACAAUCUUGGUUGAUGGAUUCUGCAAUGCCAAGAGGGUUGAUGAAGCAUUCGGUGUUUUGAACACCAUGAGGGCUCGGAAUGUUCACCCUAAUGAAGCUACUAUAAGAUCGCUGGUUCAUGGAUUGUUUCGUUGCCUUCCCCCUGCCAAGGCAUUUGAACUUAUGAUCGGGUUUAUUGAGAAGGAGGCUAAGUUGAGAAACUUGGCUUCUGACACUUUGCUCUGUUGCCUAUCUGAGAACUCCAUGGCUGAAGAAGCUGGUGCGCUGUUGAGAAAGCUUAGCGAGACAGGCUAUGUACCCGAUGGUUCCACAUUUAACACCACAAUGACUUGUUUGAUAAAAGCCUUAGAUCUCAAUGAGACGUGUAAGAUUCUUGAUACAUUUAUAAAGCGAGGAAUGAAGUUAGGAUUCAACAAUUACCUAUCAUUGAUCGAAGGAUUAUACAGGGCAGGAAAGUGCCUAGAGGCUGAUAGAUAUUUUGAUCAGAUGGUGAGUAACAGGCUUCUCACAAAUGCGGUUUCCUAUAACAUGGUUAUUGAUUGCUUGUGCAAAGUCAAUAUGACAGACAAAGCAGGAAAAGCUUUUCUAGAAAUGCAGCAAAAAGGUAUUACUCCAAACCUUGUGACGUUCAACACUCUUAUAAGUGGUUAUAGCAAGAAUGGAGAGGUUAAUAAGGCAAGGAAUCUGCUGGAGAUGCUUUUAGAACGUGGAUUUAAACCCGACAUAUUCACUUUUACUUCACUAAUCGAUGGCCUUUGCCGAGCACAACGUCUCGAGGAUGCCUUUGGCUGUUUGAUGGAAAUGGUCGAUUGGGGAGUCUCUCCAAAUGCAGUUACUUACAAUAUCAUGAUACGUUCCUUGGGUGCCACUGGGGAUAUUGCUGGAUGCGUGAAAUUAGUAAAGAAGAUGAAAAUGGAUGGAAAGGGUCUCGAUGUUUCUUCUUUCAAUGCUCUCAUUCGAGAUUUUUGUAGGACGGGAAGAGUGAGGGAAGCACAGAAUCUUCUUGUUUCCAUGCUGAGGGAAGAACUGGUGCCUGAUAACCGCACUUUUGCUGCUCUUAUCAAGACACUUUGUGAAUCAGGGAGAUGUAAUGAAGCUAAGGAGAUAUUUGAAACGAUGGAAGCUAAUGGCUGUCUUCCGGAUUCUGUUACAUGUGAUUUGAUUGUGGAGAAUCUACUCCAGCAAGGCCGCUAUGAAGAAGCCAACAAUGUAGUGAAAGUCUACAGUGCAAAGGGACUAGCCGUAAAAUUCAUCAGCGUAUAG